AUGGCUACAGCCCCUAUAUCACUUACUUUUGAGGAAAUUGGUGUUUUAAAAAAUGAUUAUGAGAACUUACAUGUAUUAAAUGUUGAAAGAAAUGGAAAUGUUAUUUAUACCUAUAAGGACAAUAAGGGAAAUGUCUUCUUUGGAUUAUAUGAUUGUCAAACCAGACAAAAUGAGCAUCUUUAUACUUUCGAGAAGGACCUGCAGGUUGUCAGCUGCUCUGUCAAUAGGGAGAAAACUUUGCUUGCUGCAAGUUUUAUUCAAUCUACUAAAGGAGGGAGAAAGAAUGAGCUUGAGCCAGGAUCAAAAUGCUUAACUUUGUUGGUUGAAAUCUGCCCCAUUAAUAAUGUGAAGGUUCUUAAAGCAGUGGAUAACUGUAUUUGGGUUCAGUUCCUUUAUCCACAAGUGGAAAAUCAUUUUCUGACAGAGAACCAUCUGUUAGUGAUUUCAGAAGAGAAGUAUAUUGAACAAUUUUAUAUUCAUGUCAUCCAAGAAGAUGGAAAUAGAGUGGUAAUUAAAAAUUCUGCCCAUAUACCAAGAGAGAAAGUUGCUGAAGAUUUUGUUUGGGCUCAGUGGGAUAUGUCAGAGCAGAGAUUAUACUUUGUUGACUUGAAGAAGUCAAGAAGUACAUUGAAAUGCAUUCAAUUUUAUGCUAAUGAAAAGUUUAAUUUAAUGUUUGAAGCACCCUUGGACAUAUCACUAAAUGACUCAGGAUUUAAACUAGUCAACUUUGGAUGUAAUGAUCUUCAAGACCAAGAAAAAUUACACAAACAAUGGACCCUCUGUGUUUUCACCAACGAUACAGGAAGUUUCUGUGUCUGUUACAGCCCAAAAUUUGAAUCUUGGGAACAAAUCACAUAUUCAGUGUCCUACUUUCAUAAAGGGUAUAGUAGGACCUUCACUGUGGCUCUUGGGAAUGCUGACUCACAGGUGACAAAAGGCAUUACUUUUCUCAAUCUUGACUAUUAUGUGGCUGUUUACUUACCUGGUCAUUUCUUUCAUCUACUUAACAUUCAGCAUCCAAAACAGAUCUGCCACAGUCUGUUUCUGACAGGAAACAAUGACAUGAUUGAUAAACUACCUCAGAUAUUUUUACAGUCACUGUCAACAUCCUUGGUUCUGGAUUGCUCUUCUGGAAAGCUCUGUAGAGUGCUGCUCAACCAAUCCUAUUUAUUACAAUUCCUAUGGAAUGCUAAGCUUGAUUCUGAAAAGAUGGCCACAUUGCACUGUGUACUGUCAUGUGGCCGAGAUGCACAACUACAGGAAGCCAAGAUCAUUCAAUGGAUUUCUGAGAAUGUCUCCGCCUGCCAUUCGUUUGACCUCCUUCAGGAAUUUAUAAUUGCAUCUUCCUAUUGGAGCAUUUAUCUAGAGACUAGCAACAUGGACCAGCUGUUACCAUAUUCUUCCGUGAUCACGUGGAAUCCAGAAAUUCCUGGAAUAACUUAUAUGACAGAUGAGAUUGCAUUGCCUCUUAUAAAGAUGCACAGCUUGAAGGGUUAUUGGGAAAAACUGAACUCCAACCUGGAAUAUGUUAAGUAUUCUAAACCACACCGUCCCUAUCGCAGAAGUGUGGUCCAGAGAGAGUGGUGCAGCCUGAUUUCAGAAGAGAAAACAGGAAAAAGAAGGUCCAUGGCCUAUGUGAGGAAUAUUCUUGAUAAUGCAAUGAGGGUGAUUUCUAACCUAGAAGCGAGGAAUUUGGAGCCACGAUUCACACCCCUCUUACAGGAAGAGGACAAACACCAGAGGUUGCUCAUAGGACUGAUGGUGUCUGAGCUAAAAGACCAUCUGUUACGACAUCUAUUGGGCAUAGAAAAGAAGAAAAUAGAACAAAUGGUUUUUGACUACAGUUCAAAAUUGCUGGAUCUUGUUUGCCAGAUACUUGAAACCAGCUGGAGAAAACACAAUCUUCAUCCCUGGGUUUUCCACCCUAACAGGCAAGGAAGUGCUGCUGAGUUUGCAAUCUUUCACCUCAUGACCAGGAUUUUGGAAGCUACUCACAACUUGUUUCUGCCUCUGCCUCCCGGCUUUCAUACUCUGCACACCAUCCUGGGUGUUCACUGCCUCCCUCUGCAUAACCUGCUGCAUUAUGUUGAUCAUGGAGUGCUGCGCCUUACAGAAACUGCUGUCACUAGGCUCAUGAAAGAUUUGGACAAUACAGAAAAAAAUGAGAAACUGAAAUUCAGUAUCAUUGUGCGGCUCCCUCCGCUUAUUGGUCAGAAAAUCUGUCGACUUUGGGAUCAUCCUAUGAGUUCUAACAUUAUUUCACGGAACCAUGUGAAGCGACUGCUUCAGCACUACAAGAAACAGCCUUGGAGUUCUGUGAUUGACAAAUCAUCUUUCAGUAUAGAAUUUCUGCCUCUGAAUUACUUCAUUGGCAUACUGACAGAUAUAGAAUCUUCCAAUCAAGUUCCACAUGCUUUUGAAGGCCAUGAUAAUGUGGAUGCAAAGUUUGUAGAGGAAGCAGCUCUCAAACAUACUACAAUGCUCUUAGACUUAUGAAAGAGAAAAUGUAAUUAGGCAGGCUGCUG
Messenger RNA from Suncus etruscus (white-toothed pygmy shrew), 2525 nucleotides. It is a transcript of the gene GSAP, whose product is annotated as gamma-secretase activating protein. Gene Ontology annotation, biological process: positive regulation of amyloid-beta formation. Gene Ontology annotation, cellular component: trans-Golgi network. The coding region runs from base 1 to 2496 and encodes 831 amino acids. The transcript is spliced from 31 exons. The record is from RefSeq and is a predicted model, not a curated record. Lineage: Eukaryota; Metazoa; Chordata; Mammalia; Eulipotyphla; Soricidae.